CCCGGUUUUGAAAUGCAGCUCAUUUUUGCUGCCACAGACUAUAAAAGGAGUAGGAGUAAAGGACUAUAAAAGGAGCUCGUCUCUGCAGUUAGAAGAACGAAUCCUCGAGGUUUUACCAAAACGUCUGCAGUCUGAGAAACUUCUGCAACAAUGAAGUUGCUUUUAGCAGGAAUUGUGCUAAUUUUCAUCGCUGGAUCUGAAGCUCAAUGGUUAAAUUUUCCUGUUCAAGCUGUUCAAGGGGCUGGUGACAUGUGGAGAGCCUAUCAGGACUUGAAAGAAUCUAAUUGGAUUAAAGGUGAUAAAUACUUCCAUGCCAGAGGAAACUACGAGGCUGCACAGAGAGGACCAGGAGGCGUGUGGGCUGCAGAGGUCAUCAGUGACCUCAGAGAGAGGAUGAAUGGAAUGUCAGGUCAGGGUCCUGAAGACGAAGCUGCCGAUCAGGCGGCAAAUCGCUGGGGACGAAGCGGAGGAGAUCCAAACCACUACAGGCCAAAGGGACUUCCAGAGAAAUACUGAGAAAUUUAAAAACUCCUGUUAAAACAUUACAGUGUUGAAGCCUGGUGGUCUCUGUUUCAAUGUAUGGCAAAUUAAAAAAGUUAUUUUUCUUUUUCUCUCUUUCUUUUUCAGCCUAAAGGAUCCAUGUUGGCCUGAAUAUGUUACAUUUUUCCUAUUACCUGAAACAUUGCUGUUUGUCAUACCCCAAAACUCAUAAUUACUUCAAAAAUGUAAAUCUUUUGAUAAAAUUUUCACCAUGGAGUUCGCCAUUUUUCAAAAAAACUAAAUAACCUACAGGAUUAUUACAGAAUUAUUUUUACAUUGAAGAUACAUAUUUCCCAAAUAAGGUCUAAUUUUAUAAGUGAUCGUGGUUCCCUUUAAAAUGAGAUCCUAUUUUAUUCAGGGCAGUUUGAUAUUUUACUCUUGCUUUAAAUAAACUAUUACUUCACAACAGACUAAGAUUUUUAAAUACUCUCUACCGCCCUCUACCUGUCACACAGUUAUUUCACUCCUACUGUUUGUUAGAUCUUUGUUUUUGUCUUGUUUUCUGCUCAGAGAACUCAUUUGGUUUCUGUUUCCCUUGGAGUUUUUUUGAAUCUUCUGUUGAGUUAAUGUUUUUAUAACCCAUGUUUUUAUCAUUAAAUAAUUACUCUCCUUUGUGCCAUCCUGUAAAAAGAAA
This is a messenger RNA of Gambusia affinis (western mosquitofish), 1174 nucleotides long. It is a transcript of the gene saa, whose product is annotated as serum amyloid A. Bases 151 to 516 code for a protein of 121 amino acids. Gene Ontology annotation, cellular component: extracellular region. The transcript is spliced from 4 exons. The record is from RefSeq and is a predicted model, not a curated record. NCBI's taxonomy places the organism in Eukaryota, Metazoa, Chordata, Actinopteri, Cyprinodontiformes, Poeciliidae.